Talaromyces amestolkiae is the source of this 1908-nucleotide messenger RNA. RefSeq lists its product as uncharacterized. The record is from RefSeq and is a predicted model, not a curated record. Lineage: Eukaryota; Fungi; Ascomycota; Eurotiomycetes; Eurotiales; Trichocomaceae. The transcript is spliced from 3 exons. Bases 1 to 1908 code for a protein of 635 amino acids.
AUGCUGUCUACUACAUUGAUCACAUUUAUAUUACGUGCUCCAUCCGAUGUCAAAAAGGUCGAACUGUUAGGAUCAUGGGACAAUUUCUCACGUUCUUACCCCAUGGAGCGGGACAGACGCAUGGGUUCCGGCCAUUGGCGAGGCUGCCAUACAUUUACCGACAUUGUACGAGAUGGAACCUCCCCGAGUCAAUCCCCCGGCCGGUCCGGGGGAUUGAAGAUGGGAGGUACUUAUUGGUACUACUAUCGUUUAGAUGGAGACAUCGAGUUUUAUAACGAGGUCGAGCCCGUGACCUCACUCUGCCCAUUACUACCUGGCCAGCCCGUCAACAUCCUCAAUGUUCCCGUCAUCCUUCCCGAUACGGACUACUUGCAUCGACGUGACAAUAGUACAAGUUCGACCAAGUCUGAGAAGCGGACAAUGGAUCCCGAAGAUAAAUAUAUGAACCCCCGAACUCCGCCAAAGCCAAGGCCUGCGCUUGCACGCUUGAAGACAUCUCCUCCAUUCUAUCAACUGACAACACCUUCGUCAUCUUCGCUUAGUGUCUCGAGCUCCAAUGAGGAGAGACCUGCCAUGUCUCAACCGUCCAGUUCGACUCACGGCCCAAUGUAUCGUCUUGUCCCAAGAGUCAAGGCUGAGAGAUCCUUGUCCCCUCCUCGCUCGAGAGGAUUGCGGGCUGCAUUGUUGAACAUUGCAGGUGCUCGAUCUCCCGGAGAUCAUGCCGAGGACCGUGGUAUUAAUAGACCCCUUGAUGCUCAUCCAGUUGAUGCUUUUGCGCCAUCCACUUCAGCUUCCAACCCAAGUUCAAACUAUAGCUCGAGAUUGACUUCUCCAAUGAGCAGCCCGGUUGAACUUGACGGAAGAGAAAUUGGCAGAUUGCCUUUCCGUCAUCCGCAGGAUGAGUUUGAACAGCCUCAAGGGCCGCCUUCGAUUCGGGUUCGCCGGGCUUCAAAGUCUAGCCGGGACAACACUCCUUUGGCGCUGUCGCUGGAAAGUCAUUCUUCGCGAGAAACAAACAAGGCCGAAAUAUCUGGUUUCUCUCGUACUGCCCCACUCGAAACUCUUGAGGAAGCACUAUCUCAGCAAGCUACACCAAUGGCAGUGAACGAGCAUACACCGGUUUUUCUCGACCUAAGAGAGAAGAGACUUCCAACACUACCAAAUUCUCCAUCCUCAGUUCUGGACGCGGAGUUGCGCGCUAUUGAGGCUCGCUACAAGCCAUUAGAUAUGGAUCUACUCUAUAGCCACUUCUCGGACGAUACCUCUUUCGCUGUAUCAAAGCUUUACGAUUCUCCCCAGGAGCCCCCGGAAAAGAGCCGAUUUUCAGAAUGGAGCACUGAUACAGAGCUUGUUUCUCCGGCAUCCAUGACAUCUUCAUCUACCUUUAAUGCUGAUCAGCUCUCUAAUGCCUCGCCAUUACUAGGCCAUGAAUACCAACACAAUGCCACCACCACUUAUAAUGAUUAUACAUUAGACGCACCCAUUCCUACUAUCGCUAUCAGUGGUCCAACUACACCUGUUCUCGGAGACGAGGCAGAAGUCGUCCUAUCUCCAACGGAGGUAGACUCGGACCAUUCUCCACUUUUGAUUUCUGCACACUCUUCCUCAGCUGCCGGCCAGUUGGGUUCUAAUUACGUGCACGAACCAUUUGAAUUUUCUUCUUUGCAAAUUGAAGAUUACGACGAUGCAUCUUUCCAUGAGCCAGACCCGAAGCGACAAGGGGCUAUACUACCACUUAGUGUGGUUACCCCUUUAUCUGUCGACGAAUCUUCCUAUCGCUUGACCAGUCCUACGCGAAAGGAGCAUCAAUACAGGUUGUCUGAUGAUUAUACCUCUCAGUCAGCAGCGAUGCAAGAAUUGAUGGACGAAAUCGGCUACCUUGGAGAUAUGAUUUCGUCCGGACUAUAA